AUGAAAUGGUUUUCAAGAACUUUAUUAGAUGCUCAUGAUUCAAAUGAAGUAAAAAGAAUUACAGUUGCAAGAGGAGUUCCACCUAUUAAUCACUUGCUUUUUGCAGAUGAUUGUCUCAUUUUCACUCAUGCUAAUUUAACCAGUGUGAAUAAUCUUCUUAAAAUUUUGGAAGAUUUUAGUUCUCAAUUUGUUCAAGUCAUUAAUUUUGACAAAUCUUCAGUAUUCUAUAGCAAUAAUAUGGAUCCAUCUAUUUGCAAUACUCUCAGUCACAUUUUGGGAGCUCAACUUAUGAAGGAAAAUAAGAAAUAUUUAGGUUCACCUCUUCUGAUUGGAAGGUCCAAAGUCAAGUCCUUUAAAGAAAUUCAGUCUGCUUUUGAAAGAAGAUUGGGUAAUUGGCAAGGUAUUAACUUACAUCAAGCUGGCAGGACUACAAUGUUAAAAGCAGUUCUUAAUGCAAUACCUAAGUAUCAGAUGAGUACCUUUAAGAUGCCUAAAAAACUUCUCAAAAAACUAGAUACUAUACAAAGAAAGUUCUGGUGGGGGUAUAAGUCUAACAGAGGCUUAAAUUUAAUAGCAUGA
Papaver somniferum (opium poppy) is the source of this 579-nucleotide messenger RNA. RefSeq lists its product as uncharacterized. Bases 1 to 579 code for a protein of 192 amino acids. The transcript has a single exon. NCBI's taxonomy places the organism in Eukaryota, Viridiplantae, Streptophyta, Magnoliopsida, Ranunculales, Papaveraceae. The record is from RefSeq and is a predicted model, not a curated record.